AUGGAUGAAUAUAUCAGUGGCCUCGUCUCAUUAGUGCAACAAUUAGCAGACAUUGGACAUAACAUAAGCGACGAAGAGGUAGCAGUACUCAUGUUAGGCGGUCUUCCGGCUGAAUUUGAUCCGUUAAUUAUGGGAUUAGAAGCGACGCAUGAAAGGCUUACUAGUGACAUGGUAAAAACGAGGUUACUUUCCGAAGAUUAUCGAAGAGGAAGUACAGAUGCCAGUAGUGGAAAUGAAGCCGCGUUCGCUACGAACAGUGCAAAUAAAGGUACGUUUCGAAAAAGAGAAGUGACCUGCUACAAAUGUGGAAAGAAAGGCCACAUUAAGCCGAAGUGUCCACAAAUAAAAAAGGAAUGGAAGACAAAAGAUAAGAAGGAUAAUCAGGAUAAUUCAUCUAAGAAAAAGACAGAAGACAAGCUGUUAUUGACAAGUUUUGCAGUUGGAAGUUUUGAUAAGGAUAGCUGGUUCAUAGAUUCGGGAUGUACAACGCAUAUGAGCAUGCGAAAUGACUGGUUCUCUAAGUAUACGAAUAACGAUACAAAGGAAGUCUUUACGGCAAAUAACCAGAAGAUGUACAGUCAAGGAACAGAUGUUAUGUACGUGCCAGAAAUUGCAACUAACCUUUUAUCUGUAAGCAAAAUGGCUGAAAAAGGUUUAAUAAUUGUUUUCGACGAUCAGAAGUGUCACGUAUACAACAAGUCCGAAUGCCAGAUUAGAGGAAAGUCCAACAUUCCAGCAAAACAGGAUAUGGAAGUAAUUAAAAUCGGUGGACCCGUUUAUCGAAUCGGUGUAGGUGGCGGCUCAGCAAGUUCUGUAGAAGUGCAAGGUGAUAACAGCAUGGAAUUGGACUUCGGUGCUGUGCAACGUGGUGAUCCUGAAAUGGAACAGAAAUUGAAUCGCGUUGUACGAGCAUGUGCAGAGAUAGGUGAUGAUAAUCCAAUUCUUAGCAUCCACGAUCAAGGUGCUGGUGGCAAUGGAAACGUUUUGAAAGAGUUAGUUGAGCCUGCCGGUGCUGUGAUUUUCACGAAGAAAUUUGACCUUGGCGAUCCUAGUAUCAGUACGUUGGAGCUUUGGGGUGCAGAAUAUCAAGAAAGCGAUGCAAUUUUAUGCAAACCGAAAGACAGCGAUUUAUUAAAGAAAAUCGCUACGCGUGAAAAGUGUCCAAUUAAUUUUGUUGGCACUGUCACAGGAAAUGGAAAAAUCAUCGUUUCUGAGGAAGAAAAUUGUGAUACUUCAAAAUAUCUUAAUUAUGAAGAUAAGAACCUAAGCAGUAGUAAGCAUCCAGUGAAUCUAGAGCUAGAGGUUAUUCUUGGAAAAAUGCCUCGCAAGGUUUUCAAUUUGCAUGACAUGCCGGUGCAAAGAUUUCCAAUGAAACUGCUUGAUGGAUUAACUGUGCUUAACGCGUUGGACAGAGUUUUACGGCUUCCUUCAGUGGCUAGCAAGCGGUACUUAACGAAUAAAGUAGAUCGUUGCGUAACUGGUUUAGUGGCUCAACAACAAUGCGUUGGUCCUUUGCAUACCCCUCUGGCAGACGUUGCUGUGACAGCUAUUUCGUAUUUUUCUACUAAGGGCAUUGCAACUUCUAUUGGUGAACAGCCGAUUAAAGGAUUAGUGAACGAAGCAGCCGGCGCCCGAAUGACAAUAAUUGAAGCUCUUAGCAAUUUGGUAUUUGCGCGAAUUUCUGCAUUGCAAGAUGUUAAAUGUAGUGGUAAUUGGAUGUGGCCGGCAAAACUUCCGGGUGAAGGCGCGGCACUCUAUAAGACUUGCUCGGCGAUGUGUUCACUAAUGAAGGAACUUGGGAUCGCAAUUGAUGGCGGUAAAGACUCGCUCAGCAUGGCUACACGUAUUAACAAAGAUAUUGUCAAGGCACCCGGUACUCUCGUCAUAUCUUGCUAUGCACCGUGUCCUGACGUUUAUCAAGUAAUCACUCCGGAUCUUAAAGCACCCGCUAUGGGAAGACAAGGUUGUCUGCUCUUUAUUGAUUUGUCUUAUGGCAAGAACCGACUUGGAGGAACAGCCCUGUCUCAGGUUUAUUGUCAAUUAGGCAAUGAUGUGCCGGACAUCGAAAACACGCAAGCAUUUAAAAAUGCCUUUAAUGUUAUACAACAAUUAAUCGCCGAUAAGAAAGUCUUUGCCGGUCAUGAUAUUAGCGAUGGUGGACUGAUUACAUGUCUUUUAGAAAUGUGCUUUGCUGGAAUCUCUGGAGUAAACAUUGAUAUAACUCAUAAAUCUGCACCUGCCAUUGACAUUUUAUUUUCCGAAGAGGUUGGUUGGAUAUUGGAAAUUGAUGAAAAAUAUCAAGAUGAAGUAAUGAAAAUGUUUCAAUGCUACGAAGUUCCAGUAUAUUUAAUUGGAAAGUCUGUGGAACUUGGAAUGAACUCAAAGGUGAUCGUUAAAGUUCGAAAUGAAGUUGUAUUGAGCACUACAGUAAUCGAUUCAAUGAGUAUUUGGGAAGAAACUAGUUAUCAAUUGGAACGCCAUCAAACAAACAUCACUUGUGCCUUGGAAGAAUUUUCGAGACUACGGGAACGAACUGUUCCAGCCUAUCGUCUUAAUUUCGACCCCGUUAGAUCUCAUCCGAUACUAAAGAAUACAUUAGAACGUGUCAGGGUAGCUGUCAUAAGAGAGGAAGGGAUUAAUGGGGACAGAGAAAUGGCAGCUUCUCUAUUAGAAGCCGGCUUCGAUGUUUGGGAUGUUACGAUGCAAGAUUUGCUGGAAAACCAAGUGACAUUGGAAGUAUUCAGGGGUGUUAUCUUUCCCGGUGGUUUCAGCUAUGCCGAUGUUUGUGGCUCCGCCAAAGGAUGGGCAGCCAGUUUUCUCUUUCAUCCAUCUCUACGUGAGCAAUUACGGCGAUUUGUUUCUCGUGAAAAUACAUUUAGUUUGGGUGUUUGCAAUGGUUGUCAGUUGAUGAGCCUAUUAGGCUGGGUGGGUGACGAGGACACUAAAGACAGAUCUGGAGUUUAUUUAGAUCAUAACCUCUCGGAAAGAUUCGAAUGCAGAUGGACCACUGUUAGAAUUGAGAACUCACCGUCGAUCAUGUUAAAAGGCAUGCAGGAUAGCGUGCUAGGUGUAUGGGUAGCUCAUGGAGAGGGACGAUUCAUUUUCCGUGAAGAAGUUUCGAAAACUCUUGAGCAGAAUAAUUGUGUAGCAAUCAGGUAUGUUCUCACAUUUUAAUGUAUAUUUUAAACAAAUAAAU
Molecule: messenger RNA, 3196 nt
Organism: Wasmannia auropunctata (little fire ant)
Lineage: Eukaryota; Metazoa; Arthropoda; Insecta; Hymenoptera; Formicidae
Product: phosphoribosylformylglycinamidine synthase-like
Exons: 4
Coding region: 1-3174 (1057 amino acids)
Molecular function (GO): nucleic acid binding; zinc ion binding
Source: RefSeq, a predicted model, not a curated record